AUGGCCGACCAACCGCCCCCAAACAGUGGCGUGCCUCGUCGCAAGCCGGUCCCUUCGUCGCAGCCGUUGCCCGACACAUGGGCUGCCGACCUCACUGCACAGUUCCGACGCACCCUCUCGACGAAGCGCAUGAACGAGUUGAAUAGCAGACCUGGCUCGCUGCGACGGGGAAACUCGCGAAUCAAUACCGAUAUUGUAGUCCGACCAUCACAACCGCCCGCACUACCGCCGCGACAGGCCCACGAUGUUUCGUCCCAAACACCACCUCCACCUUCACGAGAGGCUCCUUCAAUACCAGGACAGGAAGGCGUCCCACGAACACAAUCACCUCCUCCAUCGUACUCGUCACUGAAGAACAUCCCAAUCACGCCUACCCCGCCAACAGACGCAAAGUCGAUACGAAUGCGUAACAUGCUGGUUUCACUAUCAAAUACACCGAUGAAAUGGGAGAACCCAGGACUGUUAGACGAGGCGCUCGGUAGCAUUCCGUUGCAACGAAUAUACGACACUGCACAGGAACGAUCAGAUGUACUGGAAGCCGAAGCUGCAUCACUAGGCGUCAAGGCACAAUGGGGCUACCAAGACUGCAUAGUCCAGGCCUUGAUGGAGUGGUUCAAGAAUGAGUUCUUCGAGUGGGUCAACAACCCCAAGUGUGCGACAUGCUACUCCCCAACCGUGGGCAAGGGCAUGGUAGCACCCAUCCCGGACGAGUCUGCACGAGGAGCCAGCCGAGUCGAGCUAUACCAAUGCAGCAACCCACAGUGUCUUUCCUACGAGCGAUUUCCACGAUACAACGACGCCUUCGUACUGCUACAAACCAGGCGUGGCCGGGUCGGCGAAUGGGCCAACUGUUUCUCAAUGCUGUGCAGAGCUAUCGGUAGCCGGGUGCGGUGGGUAUGGAACGCAGAAGACCACGUCUGGACCGAAGUGUACAGUACUCACCGUAAGCGGUGGGUGCAUGUCGAUGUUUGCGAAGGAUCGUGGGAUGCUCCACUGCUCUACACUCAAGGCUGGCGCAAGAAGCUUAGCUACUGCAUGGCCUUCUCUGCCGAUGGUUGCCAAGAUGUCACUCGACGAUAUGUCCGCAACCCUGCCCGUGACGCCGCUCCGCGCAACAGAUGCCCGGAAGGUGUACUCAUGCACAUUGUCGCCGAGAUCAAGGCCAUGCGCCGAAGAGACAUGGAUAAGCAAGAGCGCUUCCGAUUGAACGCCGAGGACAUGAAGGAAGACGCUGAACUGCGAAAGAUCAUCAUCGAGUCACUCGCAUACAACGUCAGCCGCAUUCUACCUGGCGGCAACGACGCAAAGACUGACCGACCACCACGGACGGAUCCUGACGCACAGAAAGCUGCCGAGCGGCAAGAGGAACGUGCCCGCCUACGCGAGGCUCGUCGCAACCAGGACCAACCACAACGAUAA
This is a messenger RNA of Fulvia fulva, 1419 nucleotides long. RefSeq lists its product as uncharacterized. The coding region runs from base 1 to 1419 and encodes 472 amino acids. Gene Ontology annotation, molecular function: peptide-N4-(N-acetyl-beta-glucosaminyl)asparagine amidase activity. Gene Ontology annotation, biological process: glycoprotein catabolic process; protein quality control for misfolded or incompletely synthesized proteins; protein deglycosylation. The record is from RefSeq and is a predicted model, not a curated record. Gene Ontology annotation, cellular component: cytosol; nucleus. The transcript has 2 exons. NCBI's taxonomy places the organism in Eukaryota, Fungi, Ascomycota, Dothideomycetes, Mycosphaerellales, Mycosphaerellaceae.